Photinus pyralis (common eastern firefly) is the source of this 3434-nucleotide messenger RNA. Its product is annotated as hemicentin-1-like. The transcript has 18 exons. NCBI's taxonomy places the organism in Eukaryota, Metazoa, Arthropoda, Insecta, Coleoptera, Lampyridae. The record is from RefSeq and is a predicted model, not a curated record. Bases 135 to 3284 code for a protein of 1049 amino acids.
CGUCAUGGUCCUCGUUCUGACAUCCAUUGUGUUGCAAAGGCAAAUGACAAUGCGGAGUGUGGCGAUUAAUUACGCGAGUAGGGUAGGGUAUGGACAAAGAGUGCGUGUUGCUGAGGCAUAAAGCAUAAGGAGCGAUGAGCCGUAUGAGAAAUAUUCGAACUCGCUCUCGUUCGGAAUCACUGUCAGACAAGACGAGUUCCAUUGUAGCAGUUCAAGGCAACGUGGCCAAGUUACCUUGUGAUAUAACGCCGUCGUUUUCGGCUGACAAAAUACACAUCGUUAUUUGGUUUAAGGAAGAUAACGAGGGUAGACUAAUGAAACCGAUAUACACUUUCGAUUCCCGAGAUAAUUCUGUAUUAGAACAAGGUAAACAUUGGUCGGAUGAGUUAAUCCUGGGAGACCGUGCUUACUUUCGUUUUUAUGAGGAUCCGGCGAAGUUGACAAUAAACAACGUUCUACUGAAAGAUGAGGGAUUUUAUAAUUGCAGGGUUGACUUUAAGCAGUCACCCACGCGAAAUUCAAGAUUAAAUUUGACAGUGAUCGUUCCACCGAGUAGUGUGAUGGUAUUAAAUGAAAAGGGAAAUAAAGUUACUAAUUACGUUCUUGGUCCUUACAUUGAAGGGGACGUAAUCUCCCUUACAUGUAUUGCUACUGGAGGUCUGCCAAUACCCAAAGUAACUUGGUGGCAGGAGAACGCCCUUUUAGAUGAUUCCAGCGAAAAUUUGUCAAAUAAUACAGUACGCAACAUACUUCAUAUGGAAAAACUACAAAGAAAGCAUUUUCACACAAUAUUAACUUGUCAAGCUUCCAACAAUGAUUUCGUUGCUCCUAUUUCUACCUCAAUGCGUCUCGAUCUGAAUUACAAGACGAGUUCCAUUGUAGCAGUUCAAGGCAACGUGGCCAAGUUACCUUGUGAUAUAACGCCGUCGUUUUCGGCUGACAAAAUACACAUCGUUAUUUGGUUUAAGGAAGAUAACGAGGGUAGACUAAUGAAACCGAUAUACACUUUCGAUUCCCGAGAUAAUUCUGUAUUAGAACAAGGUAAACAUUGGUCGGAUGAGUUAAUCCUGGGAGACCGUGCUUACUUUCGUUUUUAUGAGGAUCCGGCGAAGUUGACAAUAAACAACGUUCUACUGAAAGAUGAGGGAUUUUAUAAUUGCAGGGUUGACUUUAAGCAGUCACCCACGCGAAAUUCAAGAUUAAAUUUGACAGUGAUCGUUCCACCGAGUAGUGUGAUGGUAUUAAAUGAAAAGGGAAAUAAAGUUACUAAUUACGUUCUUGGUCCUUACAUUGAAGGGGACGUAAUCUCCCUUACAUGUAUUGCUACUGGAGGUCUGCCAAUACCCAAAGUAACUUGGUGGCAGGAGAACGCCCUUUUAGAUGAUUCCAGCGAAAAUUUGUCAAAUAAUACAGUACGCAACAUACUUCAUAUGGAAAAACUACAAAGAAAGCAUUUUCACACAAUAUUAACUUGUCAAGCUUCCAACAAUGAUUUCGUUGCUCCUAUUUCUACCUCAAUGCGUCUCGAUCUGAAUUUACCGCCGCUCACCGCGAACCUUGUUGGGGAAGAAUUUCCCGUUUCUGCCGGAAAAUUGUAUCAGUUACAGUGCGAAAUUGUUGGGUCGCAACCUCUUGUGAAAAUAACCUGGUGGAAAGGGCACGUUAAUGUGGUGGAUGCGCAUGAGAAGAACAGUGAUGACGGUAAUGUUACUAUAAGUACAUUAACCUUUAUGCCGACAGCCGAAGAUGAAGGGAAAUACGUAUCAUGUAAUGCGGAAAACCCUACAAUCCCCAAUAGUGCACUGGUGAGCGGGCGCAAGUUGACCGUUUUACAUUCGCCAUUACUUACACUAAAUUUGGGUAAGAAUCUCAACAAUAAAAUUAAGGAGGGUAGUGACAUUUACUUUGACUGCAAUAUUAAGGCGAACCCUUGGGUUUAUAAAAUCAGUUGGAAACAUAAUGACAAAAUGUUGAACAGUAACACAGCUAAAGGCGUAAUCAUAAACAACCAAAGUUUAGUACUUCAAAAUGUACGCAGAGAUAAAACCGGUUCGUAUUUGUGCGUGGCAAACAACGAGGAAGGUGAGGGCGAAAGCAAUUCGAUUCAUCUCGAAAUAGAAUACUCGCCGACUUGUCGCUCCAAAAAACCGGCCAUUCACGAGGCGACCCUUAACGAAACCCUCGAAAUAAAAUGCGAAUUAGACGCGAGCCCAAAGGAAUUCGAGUUUAUUUGGACAUUUAAUAAUUCAGCCGGUUUCCAACAAUAUUUAUCUCUUCAUCGAAAUGCAAGCGCCGUCAUCUACACAAUAAAAUCGGAGAAUGACUACGGAACUUUAUUCUGUAAGGGAAUCAAUCCUAUUGGUGAUCAAGAGGAGCCCUGCAUGAUCAACGUACUCCCUCGAAGUAAACUGGACGUGUUGAUCAACUGCACCAUAAGCACCGAAUCGAAUCAGUCGCUAAAUGUAGUCUGCACCCACAGAUUAGAUCCAGAUCGAAAACAUAGCUUUAUAGCAGAAGUUUACGAAUUCGGAACAGACAACCUGCUAAGGAACUUGACCUCCACAAAGUCAUCGUUCAUAAUCUACGGUUUAAAUCCUGGACUACAAAUUGAAAUUAAGAUAUAUAUAAUGACUGAAGCAGGUAGCAGCAAAGCAAUACAUCUUAAUGCCGUUAUUCCCAGAUGGGAAAACUUGGCAGCUUCCCCAUUAAAUUUUUCAAUUACACCAACUCUGGCAAUUACAGUGAGUAUAGUAGUAGUGUUGGUUUUGCUCUCGAUUGGAUUGCUCGCAAUUACGCGGUAUCGUCUUUGUAAAAGGCGGAAAAUGGAAACUAAUUAUAAUGAAGAAAACUCGUUAAAAACUAAAAUUGACGAUAAUGAUGUAGAUGGGGACACAAAUACGUUCACAAUUAAGGAGGAGAUGAAUCCGGACGUUGUUCCAUUAGCAACAAAUAUAAAGCUUCCUAAUAGCAGGAGUACAUUUCAGCAGCAGCCAUAUAAAAGCUAUAUUCAUUUAAAGGAUGUAGAUGACAUACAAGUAGAACGACCUUUGCUUCAUCCACAGUACAUUAAUCCACAUCCGAAGCUAGUUCACUACAACGCUAAUCGGAUGCCUCCGUAUAUUCGAGCUAUGCACCCUCGCUUUGCACCUGCAGGAACCAUGCCAGUUGUCCAUGAAGAUCAAGGAUAUUCAAUGGAUGCUUUCCGGCCGCUGUUAACCAAUCGCAUUAGUAGGAUGCCUAUGGUUGCCCUACCAACACAACAGCUUACUGCCACCCAGUUAUAGUUAGAUUUACGAGCAAUAAUAGCAAACUGUGAUAUCCCUAUUUGAAAAGAUAAUGUAAUAAGUUAUAAGCUUUAGAAAACCUAAUUGUAAAUAUGCAAGAUUUAAAGUAUUAUUUGUGUUACCAUGUGUGGAAUCUAAAAUUUAAAAUAA